AGUUCCGCGGAGUUGGCCGGACCGAAGCUCCCCGGUCCCCGCGCCGCGCGCUCCCUUCCGCGUUCCGCCGUCUGCCCCACCUGCGCCCCGACCCGGCCGCUGGGUCCCCGAGCCAUGGCCCGAGCGUCCGGGGCGCGACGCUGACGGCGGCCGGCGGAGCGCGCCAUGCCCAGCAGGACGGGCCGCAAGAUGGACGGGAGCGGCGGCCGCGUCCGCCUGAAGGCGCACUACAGCGGGGACAUCCUGAUCACCAGCCUGGACUCCGCCACCACCUUUGACGAGCUCUGUGAGGAGGUGCGGGAGAUGUGCCACCUCCACCAGGGCCACCCACUCACCCUCAAGUGGGUGGACAGUGAAGGUGACCCCUGCACUGUGUCCUCCCAGAUGGAGUUGGAGGAGGCCUUCCGCCUGUCCUGUCAGCGCAAGGACGAAGGGCUCAUCCUUCACGUUUUCCCCAGCAUCCCCGAGGAGCCAGGCAUGCCCUGUCCGGGAGAAGACAAAUCCAUCUACCGCCGCGGAGCCAGAAGAUGGCGGAAGCUGUACCGCGCCAACGGCCACCUCUUCCAAGCCAAGCGCUUUAACAGGAGAGCGUACUGCGGCCAGUGCAGUGAAAGGAUAUGGGGCCUUGCCAGGCAGGGCUACAGGUGCAUCAACUGCAAACUGCUGGUCCAUAAGCGCUGCCACGUCCUCGUCCCGCUGACCUGCAACAGGCAUAUGGAUUCUGUCAUGCCUUCCCAGGAGCCUGCAGUGGACGACAAGAGUGACGACGUGGACCUUCCUUCCGAGGAGACGGAUGGAAUUGCUUAUAUUUCUUCAACCCGGAAACAUGAUAACAUUGAAGAUGAACCUGAGGACCUCAAGCCGGUCAUCGAUGGGAUGGACGGCAUCAAAAUAUCUCAGGGGCUCGGGCUGCAGGACUUUGACCUUCUCAGGGUCAUCGGCCGCGGGAGCUACGCCAAGGUCCUGCUGGUACGGCUGAAGAAGAACGACCAGGUCUACGCCAUGAAGGUGGUGAAGAAGGAGCUGGUCCACGACGACGAGGAUAUUGACUGGGUACAGACAGAGAAGCACGUGUUUGAGCAGGCAUCCAGCAACCCUUUCCUGGUCGGCUUACACUCCUGCUUCCAGACCACAAGUCGCUUGUUCCUGGUCAUCGAGUACGUCAACGGGGGUGACCUCAUGUUCCACAUGCAGAGGCAGAGGAAGCUGCCCGAGGAGCACGCCAGGUUCUACGCUGCUGAGAUCUGUAUCGCGCUCAACUUCCUACACGAGAGAGGGAUUAUUUAUCGGGACCUGAAGCUGGACAACGUUCUCCUCGACGCUGACGGCCACAUCAAGCUGACGGACUACGGCAUGUGCAAGGAAGGCCUGGGCCCUGGCGACACGACGAGCACUUUCUGCGGGACCCCGAACUACAUCGCCCCGGAGAUCCUGCGGGGAGAGGAGUACGGGUUCAGCGUGGACUGGUGGGCGCUGGGCGUCCUGAUGUUCGAGAUGAUGGCUGGCCGCUCCCCCUUCGACAUCAUCACCGACAACCCCGACAUGAACACCGAGGACUACCUUUUCCAAGUCAUCCUGGAGAAGCCCAUCCGGAUCCCCCGGUUCCUCUCGGUCAAGGCCUCCCACGUGUUGAAAGGAUUUUUGAACAAGGACCCUAAGGAGAGGCUCGGCUGCCGGCCGCAGACUGGAUUUUCCGACAUCAAGUCUCACGCUUUCUUCCGUAGUAUAGACUGGGACCUGCUGGGGAAGAAGCAGGCCCUGCCGCCCUUCCAGCCGCAGAUAACGGACGACUACGGCCUGGACAACUUCGACACGCAGUUCACCAGCGAGCCGGUGCAGCUGACCCCGGACGACGAGGACGUCCUCAAGAGGAUUGACCAGUCGGAGUUUGAAGGGUUUGAAUACACCCACCCGCUGCUCCUGUCCGCCGAGGAGUCCGCGUGAGGCGCCCGUGGACGCGGGCAGACGGUGCGGGCCUGUCCCCGACCACCGCGCAUGCAUGCCGGGCUGGGCGCUGGCGGCCCGGGCAGAACAGCCCCUCCAUCCGGCCCGCGCCGCCUGCACCGGAGGAACUUGCUUCUUGUGCCUGCGCCGCGGAGGCCGCGGUGCCCGUGUCCGAGGGAGAAAGUGUCCCCGACUUCGAAGGUGCACACUUUCCACAGAAACAGAACUGACCUGCGCCGCCGGGAGAGUUAGCCUGUAACGUCCUGAGGAAUAAAGUGUCCCGAUGAUGUUGAAGCUUCCCUCUGAUGCCUUUUUUUCGCGGGUGGCACCCGCCCCGGCGUCGCAGGCACGGCCCCACCGGGGACGGGAGCGUAAGUGCCUGCGGGGAUCCACUGCAAUGGAGCAUUUUUACAAAUUCGGAACAUUUUCUAAAUCCUGGUAAGUUCCUGUUGUUAAUAUUUAACAAGUAUUUUCAUACCGAGCAUGUCAGUAGCCCCUGUGGUCUGACGCCCAGGUCCCCCCUUCACCAGGUGGGCACCGCUGGUCCCAACCCAGGCAUUAGACUGACCAGGAAAAUUGGAUCAUAGAGGUUCUAAAACACGGCUCACCAAAGCACCCGUAGACCAAAAAACAAAAAAUUGAAAACUAAAUCCGCACAAAAUAUAUUUCUGGAAACACUAA
Molecule: messenger RNA, 2625 nt
Organism: Kogia breviceps (pygmy sperm whale)
Lineage: Eukaryota; Metazoa; Chordata; Mammalia; Artiodactyla; Physeteridae
Gene: PRKCZ
Product: protein kinase C zeta
Biological process (GO): protein phosphorylation
Cellular component (GO): cytoplasm; nucleus
Molecular function (GO): protein binding; protein serine/threonine kinase activity; ATP binding
Source: RefSeq, a predicted model, not a curated record